UCCGUUUUGGAGAGAGACAGGGAGUUCUGUGUUCCUCUGGGACAGGGUUUGGGGGAGUGUUUACAUUUCUAACCUUACUCCCUGUCAGCAUGCCACGUAAUACACACACACACACACACACACACUCUUACUUACCUGCAGCCAUGGUGGAAGAACAGAUUUCUCCUCUGAAGGAUUUUCUAAUCACUUAUAUCAUGCCGGAAAAGUGUUAUGAGCAUCUGUUCCUCCGUCUGAACCUGAAACACGGGCCGUGUAUGAAGAUUAUUCUGAAUAAGAUCUUGAGUGUGUGGAUGCUGGGAGAGCUCAUAGCACCAUUGCUCCAGAUCUGGGUGGUGGUGCAGGACAGCAGUGCUCAGGGUCUCAGUUUGGUGUCUGUGGUUCUGCAGCUCCUCGCUGUCUCAGUUCACACAGCAGCCUGCAUACUGCACAAAUUCCCCAUCGGGGCCUAUGGAGACAGUGUGUUUGUAUUGGUCCAGUUUGUGUUACUGGUUUUCCUUAUCCAGUAUUACAGAGGGAAGACCGUUACAGGCUGUGUUCUCCUCAGUGUGUAUUCCGGUGUGAUGUACCUGUUGACCUCAGCUGUGACCCCUGAAGUUGUUGUCAUGGCAAUGCAGGAGUGGAGUGUUGUGUUCGUCAUCAGCGGUCAGUUGAUCCAGGCAGGCUGUAAUCUGACCAGUGGUUCCACAGGGCAGCUUUCUGGGGCAAGUGUGUUUCUGGUGUUUCUGGCAUCUCUGGGACGCACCUUCCGAUCCACACAGGGGUUUCUCUCUCUCCUCUCCUCCUGCUGCUCGCUGCUCCUCUUCAUUCAGACUCUGAUUUACAGAAAAACAACCACCAGAGAGACAACAAGGAGAAAGAAAGAGGAGUAAAGAGAGAGAGGGGUGUGUGUGUGAGAGAGAGAUGGUGGUGAGAGAGAGAGAGAGAGAGAGAGAGAGAGAGAGAGAGAGAGAGGUGUGUGUGUGAGAGAGAGAUGGUG
Hemibagrus wyckioides is the source of this 976-nucleotide messenger RNA. RefSeq names its product mannose-P-dolichol utilization defect 1a (gene mpdu1a). The transcript has 7 exons. The record is from RefSeq and is a predicted model, not a curated record. The coding region runs from base 90 to 869 and encodes 259 amino acids. Lineage: Eukaryota; Metazoa; Chordata; Actinopteri; Siluriformes; Bagridae. Gene Ontology annotation, biological process: oligosaccharide biosynthetic process.